Geodia barretti is the source of this 513-nucleotide messenger RNA. The record is from the annotation of a GenBank genome assembly. NCBI's taxonomy places the organism in Eukaryota, Metazoa, Porifera, Demospongiae, Tetractinellida, Geodiidae.
CUGCACGGAGGAGGAGAUCGCGCCCGCAAGAUCUCGAUCUACAGCGCCUUCGCCCACUUCGAUUGGGAUGGCCGCAAGGUCAACGUCAUCGACACGCCCGGUUCCGGCGACUUCAUCGGCGAGGUGGUAGCCGCCCUGGGUGCCGCCGAGUGCGCGAUCGUCGUGGUCGGCGCCGACGUCGGCGUGCAGAUCGAGACGGCAAAGCUGUGGCGGCGCAUGGAACGCGAAGGGUUGCCCCGCAUCGUUUUCGUCAACGGCAUGGACAAGGAGCACGCCAACUUCGACGCCGUGUCUGGAAGACCUGAGCGGCACGCUCGGGGGGACCUUCGUGCCGCUGACCGUGCCGAUCGGAGCGGGAGACUCCUUCGAAGGGAUCGUGGACGUGGUCGGGCGGCGUGCGGCGCUGCGCGCGCGCAACGGCGACGCUCCCGUUCCGGACGGGAUGAGCGACGCGGUCGAGGAGCGGCGUCUGGCGCUGAUGGAAGGGCGCGGCGGAAGGUGAUGACGCCCUGA